Prorocentrum cordatum is the source of this 369-nucleotide messenger RNA. The record is from the annotation of a GenBank genome assembly. Lineage: Eukaryota; Dinophyceae; Prorocentrales; Prorocentraceae.
AUGGGCAACAUAACGCAGAGCGUACAUUGUGAACAGCAGCCGCCGCCAGCGCGGCAACCAGCGGGAACCUCCCUGGCAGAGCAGAAGCCGCCACCGGAGGCGCCGCAGCGGGCGCCGGGAGCGGGCCGCCCGGGAAGGCUCCCGGGGAGGGCUGGAGCGUCCGGGCAGCUGACGCCUAGCCGAGAGCGCGGCGGAAGACGCGUGGCUGCGUUGGACACCCGAGAUGCCCACGGUCCGAUGCGGCCCGAUGCUUGCAUGGCGUUGUCGCGCAUCUUGGCGCAGCCGGUCCGAUUCGAUUUCAUGGUCAGAGCAGUGGACGACUUGUUCUGCAGCUCCGAGGGAAAGCACGGCGAGGUCUCAGGAGCAUGA